Messenger RNA from Phaeoacremonium minimum UCRPA7, 1671 nucleotides. RefSeq names its product putative cytochrome p450 protein. The transcript is spliced from 2 exons. The record is from RefSeq and is a predicted model, not a curated record. Lineage: Eukaryota; Fungi; Ascomycota; Sordariomycetes; Togniniales; Togniniaceae. The coding region runs from base 1 to 1671 and encodes 556 amino acids. Gene Ontology annotation, molecular function: monooxygenase activity; iron ion binding; heme binding.
AUGCUCUCACUUAACCUCGAACAAUGGCCCUUCUCCGGGCUGGCCACCUCGCUUGCCGUGGCGGUCACGGUCUAUCUCAUUCUCUUCCGGCUCUCCUCGACUAAAGCACACCCAGAAGAGCCGCCGAUAAUCACAAGUCCCAUUCCCUUCAUUGGACACCUCCUAGGCAUGGCCCUCCGGGGUGGCUCCUAUGUCAAGUCCCUUGGCCUCAAGAACCGCGACAAGCCAAUCUUCACGCUGACGGUGCCCUUCUCGCGCAUCUACAUCGUGACAGACCCCUCGCUGGCGGCCGCCGUGCAGCGCGCCUCCAAGGCGCUGUCCUUCACGCCGUUGGUCCCAGACGUGACCAAGCGCGUGCUGGGCCUCGACGACGCCACCAUUGACAUUGUGCGCCAGAACCUCGACCCGGAGCCCGGCGACCCGCGCGGCUUCCUCGCCGACAUGCACGACAUGGUCUACUCGUACCUGGGGCCCGGCGAGCCGCUCAACGAGCUGACCCUCGAGGCGGUGCGUGAGCUCGCCGUGCAGAUCAACGCUUAUGCCGCCUCCUCCUCCUCCUCCUCCUCCUCCGCCGCCGGCGGCGACAGUGGCGAGGUCGUCGACCUGCUCGAGUGGCUGCGGCACUUUGUGACGAUCGGCACGGCGCACUUCCUCUACGGGCCGCACAACCCGCUGGCUGUGCACCCGGAGCUCGAGGCGGCCUUCUGGGACUUUGACCACGGGCUCGGCCGGCUGCUGAUGAACGUCGCGCCCAGCGUGACGGCGCGGCGGCCCUACCGCGGGCGGGAGGCGCUCGCCGCCGCGCUGGUCGCGUACCUGGAGGCGGGCUACGGGCGCACCGAGGCGGCGCGCAUCGUGCAGAACCGCGUGCGCAUCGCCGAGCAGUACGGCUGGGGCCCCGCGGCGACGGCGCGCAGCGAGCUGUCGUUCCUGUUCGCGGGCAUCGUCAACACGGCCACGACGACCUUCUGGACGGUGCUGCGCAUCUUUGCGGACCCGGCGCUGCUGGCCGCCGUGCGGGCGGAGCUCAUCGGCGCAGGGGCCCUCUCUGCCGAGACGGCGAUGCCGACGGGGCCGGGGCCGGGGCCGGAGCGCACGCUCAGCGUCGACGCCCUCAAGGCCGGCUGCCCCACGCUGCUGGCCGUGUUCCGCGAGUGCCUGCGCCUCGGGUCCGACAACUACUCGACGCGGCUCGUCAAGGCCGACACGCUGCUGUCGAACCGCUACUUCCUCAAGGGCGACAGCGUCGUGCAGAUCGCCGGCGGCGUCAUCCACGCGGACGAGCGCAUCUGGGGCUCCGACGCCGACGCCUUCAACCCCUCGCGCUUCCUUGCCGGGACGACCACCAACGGGGAUGGCGAGGGCGGCGCAGGCGCAAGCAAGCAGAAGGAGCACGGCAGUGGCAUACACCCGGCGGCGUUCCGGUCCUUUGGCGGCGGUAAGACGCUCUGCCCGGGACGGCACUUUGCCACGAAUGAGAUCCUAGGCUUUGUUGCGAUGGUCGUGGCUACAUUCGAGCUCGAGGCGCUGGAUGGCGGACGCAUCACAGUGCCGAACAAGGACGAUCAGGUGCUGCCGGUGCAUAUUCUCGAGCCCAAGGCGAGCGAUGCCGUGAAAGUACGGGUGAAGCUGCGGGACGGUCAAUAUAAGGCAUUGAAGGUGGUUUCAUGA